Molecule: messenger RNA, 1529 nt
Organism: Phytophthora sojae
Lineage: Eukaryota; Oomycota; Peronosporomycetes; Peronosporales; Peronosporaceae
Exons: 2
Coding region: 1-1341 (446 amino acids)
Source: RefSeq, a predicted model, not a curated record
AUGCAGGACGAGAAGGAGGAGAAGGAGUACGUGUUCGUGCUGACGCAGAAGCUGAGCGACUCGAGCGCCUGCCACGUCUCGCAGACGCUGGCGGCGUCCCCCACGGCGGGGGCGACGCCCACCACGUCGUCCUCGGACGGGAGCGCGACGUUUGGCGACUCGGGGGACUUCGACGCGGGCUCGGACGACUCGGUGGAAGAGGACGAGGCGCCCGUAGUCGCCAUGCCCUUCCUGCCGGCGCUGGACGCCUCCACGCAGAUCACGAUCCACGACGGCUACAGCGAGGCCAUCAUGGACGCGCAGCACGCGCUGGACUCGCGUCUGCUGGCGUACUCGCAGUACCAGCAAAUGGCUCGACCAAAGCAGGUGCUGCUCACCCCCAGGCGGCCCAAGACGGAGCGGUUCGUCGUGACAGCCAGGCCCGCCGUGGUGGACCGUCCCGUGACUGUGUGCAUGGGCUGGCAGCGCGUGUCUAACAUCGACUCUAGCAGCCGCGACCUGCUGCGCGUGCUGGAAGAGGACGGCGUGUCCUACGAGCCGCAUGACACGGCCUACAGCGUCAAGUACCUGGCGCCCGUGCUGCCGUUCGGCGACUGCCUCUUCUUGUCGAUGGAGCAGUUGCUUCUGUACACGGAAGAGUGCGAGCCUUUGUCCCCCGAAGAGAUCCGCGACGUGGCCACGAAGUUCUUCCUCGCGCACUACACCUCCAGCUCGCCUGAGGAGCAGCAGAAGAUUGACAAGGCCAUCCAGAACCUGUACUACCCUGCACUGAAGGGCGGCUGGGGCGUGAGUCCCGUCCAGACGCGACGGUUUGUGGCGCGUAGGAGUGACAAGAAGAUGCUGCUGGACAAGUGCGCGGAGCUCCAGAAGCGCGGCUACUCGUGGGGGAAAGCUGCGGAGGCCGUGUACACGGAGUUCGCCACGCCGAUCGUGGACGCACACUCGUACUGCGACUACAUGAGAGUCGGCCGGGGCGAAAACACGCACUUCCUCAUCGGGCUCAACUACAGUAGCCGCGGCCUCAUCUCGGUGGACAAUGACCCGGAUAACUCGCGUGUGGCAUGGGGAGAUGACUUCGUGCUGGAGGCGCUGGCGACCGCGUACCAGCGCGACAUCUUUGUCGUCCUGGUGGGGUGCGGUAAAAUGUUUUUCCUCCCGCACCGGCCGCGUGGUGAGGUUGGCUUGGAGCAGAGCACGAUUUGCCACUCGAAGGGCCACGCGCCGUGGUUCUUGCUCAUGCGACUAACCGGCAGUGACCGCGGCGGGGACCACUACGAGCCGAUGCUGUGCGAGCGACUGCGUGGCGACGGAUCCCCGGAGUUCGGCUCGAUUGGGGACUAAGUGAGCUGACAGUCGUGCGUGUCAGGCGCGCGCGAGGUCUUUCCUUUUUAAUUCGCUAUAUAAUUGCCGUGUACCUGCAACUCAGUGCCUUCGACUUGCAGGCUUGGCUUGCUGCCCAGUUUCAAUUGUGACUCAAGUUGAAGUAGCUAGACUUCGCGUGGCAAUCAGCAGUUUUAGAGCAACGUUCC